Molecule: messenger RNA, 3649 nt
Organism: Papaver somniferum (opium poppy)
Lineage: Eukaryota; Viridiplantae; Streptophyta; Magnoliopsida; Ranunculales; Papaveraceae
Product: short-chain dehydrogenase TIC 32, chloroplastic-like
Exons: 10
Coding region: 2672-3649 (325 amino acids)
Source: RefSeq, a predicted model, not a curated record
AAUUUGAUAACAAGCUUGAGAUAACAACACUUGUGAGUUCGGCCGAGCAAUGCUUUAACAAAGGUCAUCCUACGUGGAGGUCUUAUUUUUACCUUUUGGUUGUGGGUCAUUUACUACAUGACAAAAAAUAAAUAAAGGUAAGACUCUCUACCUAAAUUUUAUCUCCAAUACCCAAGGUCUUAUCUAACACUUUUUAUUUAAAUUAGAGGAGAAAAAAUGAUGAGGACUUAAGACCCAAUUUCUUGAAGAAAGUCUUAUUCACACUUUCUCCUUUGCCCGUACUUAGCCGUGACAUCUUUUUCUAUGACCCUUACCCUUGCAUUGGAGAUGAGACCUUUGGUGGAAAAGGUCUUAAAUCCUAGGUGUCAUACUAAUUUAAAACCUUGGACUAUUUUUCGUUUCCUCCCCUCCCAAGAUCGCUAAUUAGCGUUUCCUCCCCAAAAGAUCGAAAUUAGUGUUUCCUCCCCUCAUUAGUUUUUCCAUCCAUUGUUCGGUUAGCUGAGUUAUCUUUUGUGCACGCAUGACAUUGAUUGUAUGCGUGUAAAUUGAAGUACCCGAAGUACCCUCCCAUACAAAUUUAUUCUAAUGGUGGUAGAUAAAGUGAAAUAAUGAACGAUGGAGAUUCAACAUCGACAGCACCAUCUCCCGUUCUUCCUAUUGCUUCUAAUCUUCAAAACCUUGUAAAACAAACUCAAUCGGAGAUAGCUGCAGAUCCCCUUCUCUUCUACUCGAUUUCAACAUCAACAACCAUUCACAUAUCACAGAAGCGAACCAAAAUCAAAUCUAACUGCCAUCUUCGAAAUUUCUCUUGUCUGCUCGGUAACAACACACAAGACCCCUUCAAUCAUCACCAAACCCAUUUCAGUUCCGAAAUCAAACAUAACUCAUGUUUCCAUAUGCCAUCACAGUUUCUUUAACCUUCUCAAUCGAACCCAAUCUCAGUUUAUAACAAUAAUCCCCAAAUUCUGCUCAAACCCUAGUUUCUGAAGAUUAUGAUGGAAUUGAUGGCAGUUUGAUAGUUCGAGAAGGGGAUUCGGAUGGGUCUUUUUAGUUUCAUAAGAUAUGGGUUUUGUUUUGAUUUGAAAUUGAAUAACAAAGAAAAGGACUUGAAUCUGCUGCUGCUGAAGUGGUUGCCGUAGCUGUAAUGGGAGAUAUGUCUAGAGGAUGUUUUUGCAUCGUGAAGAUAUGGCUCCAGCAGUACAGACAGUGAGAUGGUUUGACAACAACAAAUUUGGGGGUCUCAUAUGGGUCGGUUUUGGGGUUUUGAUGGGGUACGAAAUUGGAUUUGAGAUGAAAGUUCUUGAAGGGAAAUUCUACAGCAAAAAUACCAAGAAGAAAUUUAUCGAGUCAGGGAUGAUUUGAUUAUUUUACAGGAUGAAUUAGAUGACUACAAUAUCAGUAACAAUUGUGGGAUUUGGGUCGUAUUUGACCUGAAUUAUAUGGCGGGAAAUUAGAUCUGAGUUAUCUGUUGUUCAAACGAAUUAUGAAUGGAUGGGUUUCAAAGUGGUCGGUUGUGUUAGGAUAAUUUGCAUCUGCUGGUGUAAAUGGUGGUGUUGGAUAGAAGUUUAUGUGAUCUGAAAUUGGAGGUUGUUGACCGAGAUGAACACCCAGCAACACGAGCAGAAAUUUUGGGAUAACUUUAACUUUAAUUCACUGAAAGUGAGCUGAAUCGAAGUCAUGGAUAAUCUGUUAUCUCUCCUUUUAAAGUCCAUUUCCGUCUACAGAGAAAGCUGAACAAGGUGGGGAAAAGGCAGUGGCGUACUGGUGCCGGAGAAGGAGGAGAAGUAUCCUUAGAGGGUAUUUUCGGAAGAUCAAAAAAAACGUCUACAAUUUAUGCGACGUGUGUAUAGAUGCUGAAUCAGCUAACUCAACAAUGGAUGGAAAAACUAACGAGGUAAAUGAAGAGAAGAAAAGAAAAGAAAAGAGAGAAUCUUAUCAGUGUGACUGUGAACUUGUUGUUUAUAAGAAAGAACAGUAUGUUAUUAGCGUUCUUUAGUUCAUACUCGGCAUGCAUACAAAAUCCACAAAACGUAAGGCCAUUCACUAUGAGAUCGAAAGCAACGGUUCGGGAAGGACUCUUUCCUGGAUGUAUGGAGCUGUGUUGGAUUCUUCCAGGGAUCGAUGGAAUGGUUUUGGAAUCAAACAGCAUCUAUGGAAUAUAUACUACGGUCAAGACAAGUACUGGACGUACACAAAAUAAAAGCUUAUUCGUGCGUCGUUUAGUUGACUUACUACGGAUGCUUUGAAGGCUAGUUGGAAAUUGAAACGGAUGGUCUGAAUAUAUACAUUGGCAUUCGGAAAGCCGAACUAUCGGUAUCGAGAAGGUUCGAGCGAAGAGUGUUCCCCUUGGCAACAAGGGCGCUUAGGCGGUCUGGCCAUGCCGGCGGGCCAUCUAAUGUCUGCAGCACUCACGGUCUAAACGGUGCGAUUAGCUCACGCCCAAAACCACCCAACCCGAACAAAGGGAACAAAAGUUUCAUUUUCACUGGUCUGAAUAUAUACAUUGUUUCACUACCGCAAUAUAAAUAAUGUAAGCCUUAGCAGUUAGCUGGGAUUGGGUCUUUAUUUAUCACUGUGACGUGAUGUAACAAAAUGCAACCUUUAGCUGCAAUCGAUUACUCCGAGUACUAUUUUGCAGUAGUAGCAGUACUACCUAGUCAUAUAUCUAGCUAUGAAGCAAACAAUACGGUACUUGGUAGGACUUGAAGGUCCAAGUGGAUUUGGAUCAAACUCCACAGCUGAACAAGUUACAAAAGAUUGUUAUAGCUUUUCAACUCCUCAUAAUCUAACAGCUAUAAUCACUGGUGCAACCUCCGGAAUUGGAGCAGAAACAGCAAGGGUUUUAGCAAAAAGAGGGAUUACAAUAGUAAUUCCGGCAAGGGAUGUAGAGAAGGGUACAUCAGUGAAAGAGAAGAUCCAAAAAGAAAACCCUAAAGCUAAGAUUACAGUGUUGAAGAUUGAUCUUAGUUCAUUUGCUUCCAUCAAGAGAUUUUGCACUGAGUUUCUGUCUCUUGAAUUACCACUAAACAUUCUCAUAAACAAUGCUGGGAAGUUCUGUCAGAACUUAGAAUUUUCAGAAGACAAAAUUGAAAUGACUUUUGCUACAAAUUACUUGGGACAUCAUCUGAUGACAGAGUUGCUGCUUGAAAAAAUGAUAGAAACAGCAACACAGACAGGGGUUGACGGAAGAAUCGUCAAUGUUUCUUCAGUAAUCCACAGUUGGGUUAGAAGAGAUAGGUUCAACUUCAACAAUAUGCUCGGCCCAAAGAAUUACAAUGGAACACGUGCAUAUGCUCAAUCUAAAAUGGCGAUGAUAAUGCAUGCUAAAGAAUUGACGAAGCAGCUCAAGGCAAGGAAUGCAAGGGUGAUGAUCAAUGCGGUCCAUCCAGGAAUUGUGAAGACUGGAAUAUUCAGAGAUCACAAGGGCUUGGUUACAGAUUCUCUAUUUUUUCUUGCAGCAAAGUUUCUGAAAUCAACAUCUCAGGGAGCGUCGACAACAUGCUAUGUUGCUUUGAGUCAAGAAACAAAUGGAGUGAGUGGUAAAUACUUUGUAGAUUGCAACGAGUCUCAUUGCUCAAACCUGGCAAAUGAUGAAUCUGAAGCACGAAAGCUGUGGAAACAAAGUCGUGCACUGAUUCAGAGAAGAUGA